CCUAAGUCCUAUUGUGUGUGCAUGCGGUGCACUGGCAUAAAGGCAGUGAGUGAGAGAGUGUGUAAGCGAGCAGAGAGGGGAGGGGCUUUCAGACUCCAAAACAACACUGGCGCGAGUGAGACCGUAGCAGGGAGAGAGAAUGCGGCAGAAGGAGGGAGCAGACCGUCACUGGCCACCGGCUGUGAGAGAAAGGAAAAGAGACCGAUUCUCACCUCUUUCUAUUUCUCUGCAUCUAUUUUAUUGCUCUGCGCCAUGUCAGUCCCUCUGUUCUGCUCUCCUCGCUGCUCCUGAUUCACUCUCUACCGACAGUCUUCUUUCUCUGUCCUACAUCCGACUUGCGACUAUCUCUGACUCUCCUCCAAACGCUCACCUACCUGACAGUGAGCGUUUUCCACUCCGCCGUCUCUCCUCCUCACUCGCUGUCUACUUUCUCUCUCUUUACUGUCAUCUGUCCGCUUUCUCUUGGUGAGAGGAUGCCAGUGCUGGAGGGGCUUUGGGGCCCAGAUUUGAGGAUGCGGGACUCUGGUCUUGGGGUCGGGGUUGAAGUCAGGGUAUGUCCUGAAGAGACUCCCCGCUCACCAGUUUGGGGUCCUCUCAGGAUGCCUCCAGUUACCUGUGGGGGUUUGUCUCUGGCCCUGGAGCUUCCUGCUCUCAUACGGCAGCUAAGAGCAGCCUGGCGGGCUCGCAGGGGGGGCCCGCUGGAUCCUGAGAGGAGUCCGACAAGCACUUGGGUGGCAGAAGAAGAAGAAGUAGAGGAGAUGAAAAAUGACUUGGAGGAAAAGAGUCCUCAUCUGGAAGCUGAUGGCACACUGAACACUGGUCAUGCUGGUGUGUUGCUGGUUGAGAGAAGAGGCUCCUACCCUCUGAUCGACCUGCGAAUUCUCAGAACCAGUGCCCAGCAGGGGGAGGUAGAGUCCGGCACCAGGAGAAAAGUGAAACGUCUGCUGAGCUUUCAGAGAUACUGCCACGCCUCCAGGCUGCUGAGGGGGUUGGUGCCCCACACCCCUGGGUCACUGCACCUACUGGACGACGACUACCUGGGACAAGCUGCGCACAUGCUAUCAAAAGUAGGAACAUGGAACUUUGACAUUUUCCUCUUUGACCGUCUUACAAAUGGUAACAGCCUGGUGACUCUGAUGUGUCAUCUCUUCAAUGUCUAUGGUCUCAUUCACCAUUUUGAGCUGGACAUGGUCAAAUUACACAGGUUUCUUGGCAUGGUACAAGAGGACUACCACUCCCAGAACCCCUAUCACAAUGCUGUCCAUGCCGCUGAUGUCACUCAAGCCAUGUACUGCUACCUGAAGGAGCCUAAGCUUGCAGAGCAGCUGAGUCCUCUGGAUGUGUUUCUGGGUCUGAUGGCAGCAGCCGCCCAUGAUGUGGACCAUCCUGGAGUCAACCAGCCCUUCCUCAUUAAGACCAGACACCACCUCGCGUCCCUCUACCAGAACACGUCUGUGCUGGAGAGUCACCACUGGAGGUCCACAGUGGGCAUGCUGCGAGAGUCAGGACUGCUGUCCCACCUGCCUGCAGACAUGUCGCAGGACAUGGAACAGCAGCUGGGCUCUCUCAUUCUGGCCACAGACAUCAGCAGGCAGAACGAGUUCCUGUCGACCUUCAGAGAACAUCUGGACAACCAGGACCUGGACCUCCAACUGACCUCACACAGGCACUUUAUACUGCAGAUUGCUCUAAAGUGUGCUGACGUGUGUAAUCCAUGUCGGGUUUGGGAGCUGAGCAAACAGUGGAGUGAGAGGGUCUGUGAGGAGUUCUACCGGCAGGGGGAUCUGGAAAGGAAGUUUGAGUUGGAGAUAAGUCCUCUGUGUGACCAGCAGGCUGACUCUGUUCCAGCCAUUCAGAUCGGGUUCAUCUCCUACAUUGUGGAGCCUCUGUUCGAGGAGUGGCACCGCUUCACUGAGUCCAGCCUGCUCAGCCAGACCAUGAUGGGUCACCUGCACAGGAACAAGGCCCGCUGGAGCCGCCUAAGAUAUGCACGCACACAUUCAGACUCACACUCCCAUGCUGAGGAUCCGGAGCCUGAAGAAGCAGAAGGAGAAGGAGGUGGACGAGAGGAGGGAGAAGACAUCCCUUAAUCUUUUUCCCAAUCUCCUAAGGUGUUAUCCUUUGUGAAUGGAGGAGAGGAGUGUUUAUCCACCUCCUUGUUUGUCCUCCAGAAUAUUUUCUCCCACUGCCAGUUGUUCAAAGGCUCUUAAAGUGGGAGCACUGGAUGGGAGUGGAGGAGUAAUGGCUCCCUCUGCUGGGCCGGAGGACUUUAGCCAUGCAGGAGGGGGGGAAAAAAAGAAGCCGGAGAGAGAUUCAUGGUUUGGCGGGUGAUCUUAGUAAAUAUAUGCCUCACUCUAUUGCUCAGUCAUAUCUGCUUCAAAGUGUCAGAGAAAAGCAGGAAAAGUAUUUAAAAGUUAUAGAAGAAGAGGGAUCAAUGAAGACAUGCUGCUGGGACAAUAAAGAAAUGUAACACAGAUUAGCGGGAUGUCGCUGGAAAGAAAACAUAGAAUAUAUGAAACUUUACUCUAUUUGACACUUUUUUAAAGCUUUAACAAGAAUAAAAAAAACAUACUCUAUAAGAAGCUUUUAAAUUUAAAUCUUUUGUACAGUUUGCACUUCUAUUGGACGCUCUUUCUUACAAGAGUGUCACUUGUCUGUGCUUCUCUGAAGUGUGUUUUUAACUCCAGCACUAAGUUGGCCUGUCAAGGUUAAAGAUGUCUUCUGCUCUAACUGGCUGAACUGAACUCGUGACAAAAAGACUUCAGCUGGACGUUUGUUUUUCGAACUCAGAAACACGAACGAAAGCCAUUUUUCUUUACGUUUUUUCAUGUUGUAAACGGUAUAAUCUGUAAAUAUUGUGUCACACAACCUCAGCACUUCAGACAGAAAAAUCUCUGCAAUGUAAUAACCUUUCUACUGGGUAAGGAUCUAGGGGAACUUAGGUCUAACACUGGUUUUUAGCAUAUUAAUGGGUGCAUUUAUUUGUUUGAUAUAGCCUCAAUUUACAACAAACACACAUACACAACAAAGCCUUAACAGUUAAUUAGUCCUCCUGUCUGUGAAACACUUUUUCUGAGGGUGUUGAUGCCAUUUCCUGGAUAAGAUUUCUUUCACUGUCAAACUGUUCACUUACAGAUUCUACCUAUAUUCCUUCAGCUGCACCAGCAUACUGACACACACACACACACACACACACACACAGGACUGUAGCAGCUUAUUUGAUUUUUCACCCAGUAUAGUCAGAUUGGGUCUUACACCCAUUCAGGGCUGCCAAGGUGCCAACGAAUGUCUCUGACGCAUGGACUCACUGCUCGGUUACCUCUCGAAAGCGUUUCUACGACUUCCUUUUUCACACUUGUUGCAGGUACUGUGUGCACUGUGUCUCAUGUCAUGAACCGUCUUGGACCUAUUAGUAAUUGCAGACACCUCUAAAUCUUACAUCUGCUGUUUAAUAUCCAGCAGUGAGUACCAAGAUAUUUCAAAUGUCUGUUUCACAAGACUUAAUGACAUCAUUCAUGUUUUCAAAUAUGUACAUUUCAUUGCCAAAAAUGGUACUUUGAUAAGCGUUUAUAUUUAUAAUCACAAUAUGAAACGGAUCCAUAUGUAGCUGUUCCUGUAUAAUGUAAAAACAAAGCAUAUUAAGCAAUUCUAAAUACUAGUUGGUCCAAGUGUAAGAUCAAUUCAAUUCAAAAGACUUUAUCUGUCCCCGGGGGGCAAUUUGUGUAUUUACUUCAAGCUUAUUUUAUUAAGAUUCUUCUGUAAAUAUGUAUAGAUACAGUUGUUGACGGUGUAGAGAGAGGCCCAAUUCCCAUAUCUUCCGUUGAGUUAUAGAAGCAGAAUAACCUGAGCUUUAUAAUUGGCAAACAAUGAGAUUGAUUCUGUCACAGAACAGUUUAUGUUCAUAAAAACUACUCAAAGAAAAUAUGGAAACCCAAUUUAUUUGAUAGGUUUGAAAAGAAAAAAUGCAGCUGUGAUAUUAACCUUUUCUAUGACACGCAGGGCAAUAAAGUCACUGUCCAAGUUGUAACAGAGACGACUUAUUCCUGACUAUAGCGCUUGUAAUAUAUUAGCAAGUGACUCACAUGUUUUCACUAUAGCACUUUUGGCUUCGUUGUAACUCUCACUUUAUGUAAGCAGCACUAUGAUCUGGACAUGUGUUCUCUUGAAGUCACACAUUACUGCCGUAGUGUAUACAGGAGGCCUCAGGCUGCCGUGUUUCUCUAUACCUCCUCAAAUCCGCGCCAAACAGGGUCACUGAGCCAUACUGAUCUCACCUUGAAAUGCAAACAUGUGCCCUAUGCAUUUAAUGUUUCUAUGCCAGGUAUUAUUACAGGAGUUGUUAUAUGUCGACGAUCUUAUAUAACAAGAAGUUGGUUUCAAAAACACAUGUAUUCAUACUGUACACAUGCAUUGAUGUUGGGGUACAGUGUCCUCAAAAGAUCCACCUUUGUUUCUAAAGUAACCACCUUGUUCAAUCAACUAAUGCUUUACUGCAGAUUUAAUAAUGUUGAACAAUAACUUCAGUUUGAAGUCACAGAGUGUGUUACUAUACGUGUGUGAGGGUUUGAGAGAUUGUUUCAAUAGUAGCAGCAAGUCAAUUCUUUGAUUACACAGUAUGGCCUAAGUUUGGGUGGGGGGGAAACAGACUUUUCAUCAACAGAUGGACACAGUUUUUGAACUAUUGGAGCUCCAUUCAACAACUUCUGGCACUAGAUCGCUGAAUGAUAGCUAUGUGAAAGACUAAGGACUCUGGAGAACAAGUCAUCAUCUGCUCUUCAGUUGAAGCUUGAAUAAAUUCUUCUGCUGGUAUUUGUAACCCACCCAAUAGUGCACCUGGGUCAAGAGUGAUCGCGUGAUCAGAACAAAACUGGUCUAAUCUGAAUCUGUGUUUUGAUGUUUGGACUUUAUCUAACUUCUGGACUAUACACUUAUGUUCUGACAAACCAACCUCUGAGCACUGUGAACAAUAAAAUACAUGUUUUUUUAAUGAACAUAUAAUGCAUUUAAUAUUCAAUGUGUAUCUAUAAUUGUGUUGCAAAUAACUCCAUUUAGUAAAAGGAAAAUGUAAUUUCAGAAUUUAACCACUAGAGGGCAAUUGAAGCCUUUGAAUGGCUCAGUCGUGUAUGAAAGAACCAACGCUCCUCUCCAUGCUUAAGGGGCACAUUAUUGUUGCUUCUUCCUUUUGCUGUGGUUACAGAAUAAAUCCAACAUUCAACUUGAUGAUAUAUUUAUUGUAAGCAUAGCUGGAGGGGUCUGAGCUCAUAUGUUAACCAAAAUCUUGGUUAAAAAACAGACAGGUGGAAAUUCAGCAGCUUAAAGUUUCGCACAGUUGCAGUUUGCAGGAUAAACAGCAGAGAACAUGAAAGUGAAUGAGUCACACUGUUGAAUCAUAAAACUUUGCACUGAAGUUGGAAGCACAUUUUUACAAAAAAAAAAAAAAAAACUAAGACAAACACAUACAGCAGAAGUUAUCAGAGAUUAAAACAAGUUUGACAUCCUGAAUGUCACACAAAGGGAAAAUAAAUGGAUUAAUGGGGAUUAGGUAUUCAAAAGAGACAAACUUGUGCAAAUACAGCGUUGAAAAAGAGAGAAAGCUCACACAGGAUAAGAUAUAGAAUGGAGUGAGAGGAGAGGUACUACAGAUGGCCUGUGUUUCCCUCAUUUGCAUAUCUUUAAUUUGCAUUGCAAAAGAGGGUUCGUAGAUUGUGACAGAUGCAGAGUCAACUUGUGUUUGGUCACCCAUUAAAUCCCAUUACACUGGACUGGUCGACUUUCUAAACUUUAUCUUGUUGAGAGUUUAAAACAGAACUGCCCAUGGCUUUUUUUUUAUUGCUACUACUUUUUUUUUUAUUUCUUUGGAACUUUCUGGGUUCUUGCUUUGGGUAGCUGAAAGUCACACACACACACACACACACACACACACACACACACACACACACACACACACACACACACACACACACACACACACACACACACACACACACACACACACACACACACACAUGCACACUGAGUGAGACAGAAGUUAUGUUUUUAAAGUGUUAAAUCUGUUCAUCUGAGCUUGACAUCUGCAAUCCAUUCAGGCUGAUAAUUCUGUUUUACCGUCUUUCUGUCUCCCACUCAAAACACACACACACACACACACACACACACACACACACACACACACACACUAUUCCCCUCAGUCACUCAAUACUCAUCCAGCAGCAUGUGUCACUGUAAAUAUUGACACUGCAAACAAAGCCCCCUCUUUCUCCCCCCCUAAAUGUCAUCCUGACACUCCCUCUGUAAAGACAUGCACCCCAUCAUCAGCCAGUCCUCGUGAUAAGCAUCUCCCUCCACUUUGCAGACUGGGGAAAUCCUUUUUGCCACUGCUCAAAAUGGUUACACAGAAUCCACCUGUACUUGCUUAAUCAAUGACUAAGAUCAAAUAAAUCACAUUUGAGUUCACAAUUAUCUCUGAACCUGCUGUAAGCUAAUUUUUUCAGCUGUGUGUGUAGAAAGUGAAAAAUGAAACUUGUGGUGUUCUGCUGCGUCUGUCUCCCUCUGUCUGUCUGGAUACUUUGCUCUGCACUGAAAGAGUUAAUCUCUUGUUGUUAGUCACUGUUCUAUCCACAUGCACUGUACACACUCCUUUUCUUAGUAUCAUCUUUCUUUCUUUGAAUAAUGAUCACUUAUGUGCUGUACUUAAACAGAAAGACAUAUUGAACGUGGGCAAAUAUUAAGUGAAAAAUG
Messenger RNA from Labrus mixtus (cuckoo wrasse), 6738 nucleotides. RefSeq names its product cAMP-specific 3',5'-cyclic phosphodiesterase 7B-like. NCBI's taxonomy places the organism in Eukaryota, Metazoa, Chordata, Actinopteri, Labriformes, Labridae. The coding region runs from base 474 to 2090 and encodes 538 amino acids. The transcript is spliced from 12 exons. Gene Ontology annotation, molecular function: 3',5'-cyclic-AMP phosphodiesterase activity. The record is from RefSeq and is a predicted model, not a curated record.